Molecule: messenger RNA, 1880 nt
Organism: Westerdykella ornata
Lineage: Eukaryota; Fungi; Ascomycota; Dothideomycetes; Pleosporales; Sporormiaceae
Exons: 3
Coding region: 125-1615 (496 amino acids)
Source: RefSeq, a predicted model, not a curated record
CCUGCUGUGCCGUGCCUAAACUCAGCCCCAACGCAACUUGUUAAAUGCCGUUCUCAUCCCAACUGUAACUCUGGCCAUCACUGUUAUCUUCUCGCUUGCUCUUGUCUUUCCAUUCCACUCACCCAUGAACCGUGGACAACACAAUGCCGACGGCCGCCGGCAACAGCCUGUCAGCGGUCCCGUCAACAUGUUUGUGCGAGGCAUUGCGGCUGGGAUCGGUCUUGCAUCCGAGACGUACCAGCAUCACAGAAAGAAGAAAGCUUCCAACACGCGAGCGGGAACGAACGCCGAGAAUGCCGCUGCAGUAACACAAGAGGCGCGAGAAUCGCAAGACGACGGUCACUUGUCUCAACAGAUGGAUGAAGCCGUAUGGGAACUGGACGAGGCACAGGAUGAAGUGACGGACCGUCCAUCCAGACCAUCUGCUACCGAAGAGGAACUCACUGGCCUUGCCGACUCAUUCCUCCUCUCCCAUCCUCAACCCCCUUCCGAUUCCGCGGGACAACUAGCUCUACCCGUGGUCAUCACCCAGCGUCGCCCUGGGUCUCGCACCAAGGGGUUUGUGCGCGCCUAUUCCCCUCUGCUUGCCGAUGUAGGGAUCGACCAGACGACGUUCCUCGACUUUCUCGACAAGCUCAACAAAGCCGUUGCACCGAGCCCCUGGAUCCAAGCCAUCAACUUGGCCGCUUUCGCGGGUAUGGCGGUGCCUAUGCCAUUCAGCAUCGCCGUCUCUCUUGCCGUCAAGAAGGUAGCCGACGCGGCCAGCGAACUCCACAGCCGAUCGAAGACCAACCUGUUCCUCGACCGGGUCAAUGAAUCCUUUUUCGCGCCUCGGGGCCUGGUGGCCCUGGUCAUGACGUGGAAGCCUGGCCAAAAAGACAAUAUGCUCACCAGAGCUGAGUUCGAUAUGCAGUCAUCUAUUGUGGAGGCCUCGAGUGGCAGCAACAGGCACCAUAUGUUCCAGAGCUCCAGUGGGGCCUCGUCGUUUGAGUGGCCCGCGACAGCGCCGCUCGUGUUUCCAGCCCUUGAUGAGUUGGCGGACGCGGACGACGACGGCGCCAAUGCCAAAAAGCAGUCAGCCGUUAAGCGUAGCACGAAGUUCGUCGGAGAGUACUUCGACAAGAGAGCCAGGGCCAAGUGGGCCGGGGAGAACCCCGAUAGCAACCUCGCCAAUGCUAGGGGCCAAGAGGAAUUCUCCUCUAGAUAUGCCGAUCCGAACCACCCCGCUAGUAGUGGUGAUCCCAUUGCCUUGUUAACUGGAGGGUCUCUCCAAGCGGGGAUUGGCAGACAAGUUGGAACUGAUUCCAGGAAUGAUGUGCGGGCUGGUCUCUUGGGUCGACAAAGCCACAUGGGACUGGGAAGAGGCAGAUCGAUUGGAUGGCAAAGAGGUGGAGAACUGUCCCAUGGAGGUGGCCGAGGUAGAAUUGGCGGUGGGAUCGGAGGUGGGAUUGAGGGUGGCAUCGCGGGUGGCAUCGGCCCGCUGAGCUUGAUAACAGGCGCUAGGAAACUGCUUCAGGAUGACGUGCUUUACCUCAUGAUAGUACAACGACCAACGGAAGACGAGAUGGCAGAAGCAAUAGAGGAAAUGAACGCUUUGGGACAAACUUACCGCUAAGGAGUUGAUGCGAACUGCAGGGGAAAAGGAUGUUUCUGUAUACCAGUGAGCCGUCGCUCCUCCUCGAAGGGUUGUCCUGGAUCUAUUUGGGCGGUUGUGAAGCUCAUGAGUUGUCUCUCUGCAAGCCGUGAUGCUCCCCGAGGGUGAAUCCGACUACAAAGUCUGAACAUGUCGUAGGAGCUGGCGGAAGGAUGUGCCUUGGUUGAUGUAGCCGCGGUCCUCCCUAUCCGCGCUUAUAGAUCGAUCACCAGGGACACAGCGCCCU